CCCAGCUGGGUAGGGCCACAGAUGAGGCUCGGUUUCUGCCUGGAGUGGCCCCCACUCCUCCAGCCUCACCCAGACACCAUGAGUGGCCGAGUCGGAGACCUGAGCCCCAAGCAGGCAGAGACCCUGGCCAAGUUCCGAGAAAAUGUGCAGGACGUGUUGCCCGCCCUGCCCAAUCCUGAUGACUAUUUCCUUCUGCGCUGGCUCCGAGCUCGGAAUUUCGACCUGCAAAAAUCAGAGGCCAUGCUCCGCAAGUAUAUGGAGUUCCGGAAGUCCAUGGACAUUGACCACAUCCUUGAUUGGCAGCCCCCAGAGGUGAUCCAGAAGUAUAUGCCUGGUGGCCUGUGUGGCUAUGACCGGGAUGGCUGCCCGGUGUGGUAUGACAUCAUUGGGCCGCUUGACCCAAAGGGCCUGCUCUUCUCGGUCACCAAGCAAGACCUGCUUAAGACCAAGAUGAGGGACUGCGAGCGCAUUCUGCAUGAGUGUGACCUGCAGACAGAGCGGCUGGGGAAGAAGAUUGAGACCAUUGUGAUGAUAUUUGACUGUGAGGGCCUGGGACUGAAGCACUUCUGGAAACCUCUGGUGGAAGUGUACCAAGAGUUCUUUGGCCUCCUUGAAGAGAAUUACCCGGAGACCCUGAAGUUCAUGCUCAUUGUGAAAGCUACCAAACUGUUCCCUGUGGGCUACAACCUCAUGAAGCCCUUCCUGAGUGAAGACACACGCAGAAAAAUUAUAGUAUUGGGAAGCAACUGGAAGGAAGGUUUGCUGAAACUCAUCAGUCCCGAGGAACUGCCUGCUCAGUUUGGAGGGACUCUGACUGACCCAGAUGGGAACCCCAAAUGUUUAACUAAGAUCAACUAUGGUGGGGAGAUCCCCAAGUCCAUGUACGUGCGGGACCAAGUGAAGACUCAGUAUGAGCACUCAGUGCAAAUCAAUCGUGGCUCUUCACACCAGGUGGAAUAUGAAAUUCUGUUCCCAGGCUGUGUCCUCAGGUGGCAGUUCUCCUCUGAUGGUGCAGACAUUGGUUUUGGGGUCUUCCUGAAGACCAAGAUGGGGGAGCGGCAGCGAGCCGGGGAAAUGACAGAAGUACUCCCCAGCCAGCGUUACAAUGCCCACAUGGUGCCUGAGGAUGGGAGCCUCACCUGCGCAGAAGCCGGUGUCUAUGUCCUGCGCUUUGACAACACCUAUAGCUUUGUCCAUGCCAAGAAGGUCAGCUUUACGGUGGAAGUGCUGCUCCCAGACGAAGGCAUGCAGAAGUAUGACAAAGAACUCACCCCUGUCUAGGCAGCUUCCUCACUUCUCUGAGACCUGAGACACUCUCCUUUUUCUAUCUAUAUCCUACCAUUCUUCCUUCCCUCAGAAACUGAUCGCUAGUCUUCUUGACUCUGUGAGAUUAGUCAGUAAAGAAAGAGCUGCCUUGAGGAAGACUUAUGUGUUGUGGUCAGAUCAGGAAAGGCACAGUUUUUGAAGGAUGCCAAGAUUGCAUAAGAGAAGAAGAAAGGUGAAAACAAGAGGUGACGUCACUGAAACCCAAGAAAUCACAAAAUGAAUUCUUAACUUUUGUCUUCACUUCUCCUAAGGCAUUUGUGUGUGUUCAAAUUUCUACGCUAUGAGCUAUGAGCCACUUGGGUUACAAAUACAUCUAAAUUCUUUUUUACUUCUACUCCUUAUACAGUAGAUGCUCAAUAUAUACUUGUGAACUUGAAUGAAGGUAGUGAGCAGGGUAAUUCACGGGUGUACAUUUCAGCACCUCGGACAGAGGCCAGGCCCAGGAUGCAGACCCAGGUGAUCCAGCCCCCUGGUUUCUGGGAGUGGCUGCCCCCUCGGGUAGGUAGGAGAGGCCUCCAUAAGACUUUGUCUGACUCCCGCCACAUAGCUUUCCCAACCCAUCACUCCCACCUGUACCCACUUCCCAUGGAACUCACACCUUAUAUUUUAAGCAAUUAAAGAAACUUUACUGAAAGCAAAAGAGGUCCUAUCUGGCUCUGGCUGCUGCCUGUUGAUAACAAUUUAAAAGUCUAGGCUAUCAUUUGAUGAGUGCUUUCUUGCACACCACACAUGAUGCCAAGUGCUUUAUGAGUGUUGCUCAUUUCAUUCUCAAACCUCCCCCGGGGGCCAUUUCUCAUGGCCAUCUUAUGGAUAAGAAAAGUAAGGCUCAGAGAGGUAAAGUCACCUCCAACAUUAGUUCUUAAGUGGGAGAUUCAAGCCCUAGGGUUUGUUUUUUCUUUACUCCAAAUACAUUGUUUUUAAUUGUCUAUAAUUCCACUUCCUCAGACCCUACUUUCACAAAGGAAACAAAGAAUGACUUAUUUGUCCUAGAUCUUCCAGUAGAAGUGUCCUGGGUGUCAUCCUCUCCAAUCCCAGUUUGUGGACAAGUAUGUGUUAUGUCCAUUGGGCAGCUGGGGCAAUAGAGACCCCCAAUGCUCAAUUGUAUGUUGUUAGUCCAAGGGGAUUCACAGCAAAAUGGACUAGGCCUUUGCCUCUAAGCCGUGCAUCUUGUCCACUGUUCACAUGGCCUCUGAGAAGCAUGACCUCCUGACACCCACCAUGGCCCUGGGUGACUGAGGGGGAAGUCACAUCUCCAGGACAUUCCUGCUCCAUCCAAGCCAGGGACACAGAGACACUGGCUUGAGCCCUAGGACCUCUGGCCAGGAGGUACCGAAUUACACAGAGAAGGUGGGUAGGUGGGGACCAAAGGCUGACUGGUCCUUGGGAAUGAGCUGCCCAGGACCAAGGCUGCUGAAGUGAGCCAGAGUGGAAGGCCUGUCUCCAAAACCAAUCAAGCAAGUGUUCAGCAAUGCCUAGCACUUUCCAUCUGCACUUAUGGGCACAAGAUUUUAUCUCCAUUUUAUAGAUGGGAACCUGAGAUCUCAGAAGGCACUGGCCUGGUUUCCUUUGGCCUAUGGGUGGGAGAAAUAGCCUUGAAGUUAGGGCCACCCUCCCCCACCUGCUCACUCGCACCAAAUUCACACUACUGUAGCAAUUUGCCAGAAUAAGGCUCUCAGAUGUGGGGAAGGUGAGGAGGAGAGGGUUGUCAGAUUUAUGGGGGGAAGAUGCAAUAUGUGGAAUGUACUUAAAAUUUAUUGUUUAUCUGAAAUUAAAACUUAAUGUGGCAUCCUGUA
Lontra canadensis (Northern American river otter) is the source of this 3119-nucleotide messenger RNA. RefSeq names its product SEC14 like lipid binding 3 (gene SEC14L3). Lineage: Eukaryota; Metazoa; Chordata; Mammalia; Carnivora; Mustelidae. The coding region runs from base 22 to 1281 and encodes 419 amino acids. The record is from RefSeq and is a predicted model, not a curated record. The transcript is spliced from 12 exons. Gene Ontology annotation, cellular component: nuclear speck; cytoplasm.